AUGGCCCAAAAGGGCGACUCGCAUCACUUCGGCCCGCGAGGGCACUUGGGCGCAGUCCAGGACACCACGGCCACCCUGGUGUCGGGCCUCUACCAUGACUGCUCUGAAGGAGAUGGAGUCACCCUGAUGAGUUACUGUCAUCUUCUGGCCCACCAACGCCUCCUCUCGUUGGACUUCGAUCACAAGUCGAUGCUCGAGACCUUCAAGCAGCACAGCGGUGGCCCACUCUAUCCGGAGGAGCCUCUGGACAGCCGACUUCUGGACUCCAAGCAGUUUCGUCAAGCCCUGCAGGCGCUGGCCAACGAGCACUACGGGGCCCAAUGGGGUCUCAAGAAGGCAGGUGCGGACAGCAUGGAUCGGCAAACAACAGAGUCGGAAAGCCGCCGCCCGAGUGCAAGUGCUUCCGGUGUGGAAAGGCGAGGCAGCAGGCUGUUUGCAGCGGAGAGCACCAACAAGAUCUCGGCGCUGCAGGACUUGCUGCGAGAUGUCAGCUUACGCAACAGCGAGAUCCCUUUCAACAUCAAGACGGUCAGUCCCAUGCGCACAGCUCUCUUCGACGACGAGGUCAUCCAGGCUGCCUACAACUACGAACAUGCUUUUCGCAAGCUUUUCCUGCACUAUGCCACAAGCGACCGAAGCCCUUCCGGCGGUGUGACGCUGACUCUGGAGGAAAGGGCCGAUAAAGGCAUCACGGCCAGAUCCCUCUAUCGCUUGGCACGCGCGACACGUCUGAUUCCAGACUGCUUGGUGCCAGGCGAGUUUCAAGAUGUUGUCAAUGGGCUCCGAUUCCAAAGUGCUGCGCGCGCCGCAGAGAACCGUUUCUUUCAGGAAGGGCGGAUGCUGCAGCGCGAAGAGGAGCCGAAGUGGCACAUGCCAGCCGAAGGGAUGCUGACUGGUGAGCCACGCUUCUUCUUUCCGGAAAUGCUGGAGAUUCUGGUUGCUGCAUCCUUCCACACGCCUCCCCGGCUUUAUGCGGAGCCCGUGCAGGACCGUAUCGAGCGCAUCCAUGAGAUCUUUGGUGACUUGCUGCAGCUGCCACGGGAAGAGGAUGGGAGAGCCUUCAGGGUGGAUCUUUACUUGAAGGCCACGACAGGCUUUCACGACACGCAGGAGCUCGCAGAAGACUUGGAGAUCAGUCCCCAGAGCCUGGAUGAGGUAAUGCAAGCGAUCGAUGCAGAACUGCCUUUGCUCGCCGAGAGAAAGGAUCCCCACAUUCCGAAGCCGCCUGCACACGUGGUCGAUAAGCUCCCCGUCCAGCCGAUGACCGCAGACGAGCGAAUCGACGACAUGCAGAGGAGAAAUCCCUUGGGCAAGACAGCAGCCGGUGGCAAGAAGAAGGGGAAGAAGGCAAAGGGUGCCAAGCAGCCCAAGAAGCGGGAGCUUUUCUAUGGAAGGCUUCCGGUGAAAUGGAACCAGGUACAGUGGCUGGGGAAAAGACCGGAGCCACCAAAAGUUGUGAUCCCUCCGAUGUGGCAGACGGACAGCAAGGCAGCGAUGCUGCGGAACCUGGACGAACACAUCCUGCAGGAACGGGAGGAGUCGCGGGCCUUGAACACUCCGUCCACUGGCUGGGUUCUUCGUCUACAGCUCAUUGAUGAGCCCUUGCGUGCACCUGUCUGCUCUAAGAGCGAAGAGGUGACCACGCUAAUGGAGGCAGCAUCGGCUUCCCGGAGGCUGAGGCAGUACGACAGCGCCAUGGCCCUCCUUAUCCGGGCCCGCCAGCUUUGGGUGGCUGUGGAGGCCAGACAGCCGAGGGCUGCCGAGUGGGAAGACGUGCAAGCCUUGGUGCCUACGCCGUCUCCUUGGAACUCAAGUGCAGACAGCGCGAGUCCAAUGCAAAGGUGGGCAGUAGCUGCCGAAGCCGGGAGCCUGGAGGACCAGGAGGAACUGGAUCGCACCAUUUUUCCGGAUGAUCUCGGGCGACGGCACUCCAAAGGCAUGUCUUUUGGUCGCAGCCGCACAGAGACUCUGUCACGCGAGAUCCGUGCUGGAGAACAGAUUCACCGGAGCAUGACUGAUCGCUUGGGGCGCACGAGUCCGGACGGCGAUGACCGGGCUAUGCCGCAUGCGCCUCUGGACUCCCUCGAACGCCGGCGCCAACGAAUGGCUUCACGUGGCUCGUUUCAGCAGAGCGACGCCCCGCAGUCAGCACGGGGGCGCUCACCUACGAGUCGAGCCGCCACUCGGAGCCCCGGUGCAACAAGGAAGUACAACCCAAAGACCGACUUUGCGUCUGCGCUGGGUGAUCAGGAGGACCUCGAGCGAAUACCUCCUCAGGCGGCACUCUUCUUCUUCUGUGAGCUGGCAUCCCUGCAUUCUGCCGUGCAGGAGGAUGAGCUCGCUGCGCAGCUACUUUGGCGUGCUUUGGAACACAGCCGGAGGCUCCCGGCACAGGAUGCAAAUGUGGCGAUGGUGUGGAACGGCCUCGGUCGUGUGGCUUUUCACAUCGGCAGAUUUGAAGAUGCCACACGCCUGCACAUGCGGGCCCGCAGCAUUCGUGAGAAGGCCCUCGGUGGGGAUACCAUCGACACGGCCACUUCUUACAACAAUCUCGCCUGCUGCCUCGCUGCUUUGGACCGGCACACCGAGGCAGCGGCAUUUACAGAGCUUGCUGUGGAGAUCUUAAAGGAGCUGGCCGGAGAGGACAUCAGAUACUGCAUGAUGUCAGCUUCAUCGCACAGUCUUCUGCAGAAAGCGCAAAACACACUUGUUGCUGUCUUCCACAGCGUUGAAGAGUAG
Symbiodinium sp. CCMP2592 is the source of this 2739-nucleotide messenger RNA. NCBI's taxonomy places the organism in Eukaryota, Dinophyceae, Suessiales, Symbiodiniaceae. The record is from the annotation of a GenBank genome assembly.